AAUAUACUAAACCACACCCCUUCAUUCACAAGAUCUCCACCAUUGCCCCCUACUUAUUUUCUUUUUCUUCAUUUCACACACACAAAACAACAUUUUCUCAUUUCCCUCUGUUUCGGUACUAUUUAUCAAUUUUGAUUCUCUCGAGCGCCAGCCUCACCCCCUUUCCCCUCCAGUAAUCCGACACCCUUCUUACUGGACUUGGCACUGCGGUGAGCACAAGGGCAAAUUAUUGUUCAAACAAUUGAUUGAAUUUAGAUGUGGAUUCAUUACGUUCCGCUAUUUUGGUUGAUAUUUCGAAAUUGAGGUUUCUGAUUAUCUGUAUAAUGGACUCGAUUUGGGCGAACAAUGGUGCCCCCGCCGUUUCUCAUUUGUUCUAUGCCAUUUUCUUCGCUUUUGGUUUCGUCAUCGUCAGAUUGUUCCUUGACAGAUUCAUCUUUCGGAGGCUAGCCGUUUUGUUGCUGCGCCUGGGAACAACCCAUCUCAGGAACGAUGAGGCUACGAGAGGAAAAAUUGUUAAAUGCUCUGAAUCCAUGUGGAAAUUUGCUUAUUAUGCAACUAUUGAGUUUUGUGUCCUAAAAGUUGCUUAUCAUGAGCCAUGGUUCCUAGAUGUGAAGGGAUAUUUCAGUGGCUGGCCAAAUCAAGAACUAACGGCUGGAAUUAAGCUUAUCUAUAUGUGCCAAUGUGGGUUCUACCUCUAUUCUAUUGCUGCCCUUGUUGUUUGGGAAACGCGACGGAAAGACUUUGCUGUUAUGAUGUCUCAUCACAUAGUUACAGUUUUUCUGAUUUCAUCCUCAUAUAUUUUAAGCUUCUUUCGGAUUGGGAUAGUUAUUCUUGCACUACAUGAUGGAAGUGAUGUCUUUCUUGAGGCUGCCAAAGUUUUUAAAUAUUCAGAGAAGGAGCUUGGAGCUAGUGUACUAUUUGGUUGUUUUGCCGUCUCCUGGUUUCCACUGAGGCUGGUUUUCUUCCCAUUUUGGGUCAUAAGAUCCUCAAGCUAUUAUCUGUGUGAGGUUUUGAAUUUGUCAGAGGCAUAUGAUACAAUGAUAUACUACUUCUUUAACACAAUGCUCUUGACCCUGCUUGUGUUCCACAUUUAUUGGUGGAUUCUCAUAUAUUCAAUGAUCAUGAAACAAUUGAGAAAUAGAGGGCAAGUUGGGGAAGACAUAAGAUCUGAUUCGGAAGAUGACGACUAAUUUAAUUGAAGAUGAUGACUAAUGUGAUUGAAGGCUACACUCAGAUUCUUCAGCAGAGCAGAAAUCGUGGUUGUAGGAUUGCCUCUGCAUAUGAUGAUCCUUUUCCCCAAAUAGACUUAGCUUGACUUCUUCUACGCUUUUAUAAUCAACUAUACAAUUUUUUGGGUUUGAUCAUUUUAUAGUAAUAGAUCUUGAUAGCAUUUGAUGUGGGGACAUUUAUCAGUUUAACUUGUCAUUACAUUUUUGGUGUACAAAAUAAUAGGCAUCUCCUUGUAUAAUUGUUUCCCAUAUUUAAAACGAUUUAAGCAAACCAUAUUCACUUGGUCUA
Molecule: messenger RNA, 1518 nt
Organism: Solanum pennellii
Lineage: Eukaryota; Viridiplantae; Streptophyta; Magnoliopsida; Solanales; Solanaceae
Product: LAG1 longevity assurance homolog 2
Exons: 6
Coding region: 324-1190 (288 amino acids)
Biological process (GO): ceramide biosynthetic process
Cellular component (GO): endoplasmic reticulum; membrane
Molecular function (GO): sphingosine N-acyltransferase activity
Source: RefSeq, a predicted model, not a curated record